AAAUUUGUUUUCCACAUCCUCUACUGUUGUUUCUGAAAAAAGUAUUACCGUCAUGGAAGUUCUGAUUGCCAUUUUCUUCGUAUUAUACUUGGUUUCGCAUUGUUCUUGUAGCAGAAUACGUGAAGCUGCUAUAAACCUGUACACUUUCAAUGUGAUGGAUUAUGGAGCUAUCGGAGAUGGCCUCACAGAUGAUUCUCAAGCUUUUCUAAAAGCUUGGAGUAUGGUUUGUGCAAUGAAAAAUGGUGCUGCAACCCUCAAGGUGCCUCCCGGGAAAACAUUCAUGUUGAAACCUCUUCAAUUCAGUGGUCCCUGCAGUUUCUCUUCGGUUCAUUUUCAGCUUGAAGGAGAUGUUGUUGCACCAAAGAGCACUGAAGCAUGGAAGGGUCAGGACUCUAGCAAGUGGAUUGAUUUUUCGAACGUCGAUGGCCUUAUAAUCGAUGGAGGUGGACAAAUCGACGGCAGUGGUUCUGUCUGGUGGAAUUCUUGUAAAGUGAAAAGCUGCUCAAGACCAACUGCCCUGUCUAUUCAGAACUGCAACAACCUCCAGCUAACUGGGACUCGUCAUCUCAAUAGUGCAAGAAACCAUAUAUCUAUAAAUAAUUCUAAUCACACACACAUAUUCAAUGUCACUAUCACUGCACCUCAAGAUAGCCCAAACACUGAUGGAAUUGACGUUUCUCAAUCAAGCUACAUUCUAAUUCAGCGCUCAACCAUUGCAACGGGAGAUGACUGCAUCGCCAUGAAAAGUGGCACAUCAUAUGUUAACAUUACUGGUAUAACUUGUGGACCCGGCCACGGUAUAAGUGUUGGAAGCCUUGGGAAAAAAGGAACUUGUCAAACAGUGGAGCAUGUUCAUGUAAACAACUGCAACUUCAAGGGAGCAGAUAAUGGAAUGAGGAUAAAGACAUGGCCGGGUGGAUGCGGGUAUGCAAGAAAUAUCAAGUUCGAGCAUAUCCUACUUACAAAUACCAAAAAUCCUAUAAUUAUUGACCAGGAUUAUGAAAAUGUACAGAAUGAAGACAAAAAACAGACAUCUGAAGUUCAAAUAAGUGGCGUGACGUAUCGUUGUGUCAAUGGAACUUCUAAUAGUGAGACAGCCAUCAUUUUGAAUUGCGGUGCGGGUGCAGGGUGCACUGAUAUCUUCAUGGAUGUAGUCAACAUAACCUCAACGUCAUCAGGAUCAAACGUUCAUGCAUCCUGCAACAAUGCUCAUGGAGUUGCUGCUUCUACUUCACCUCCUGUGUCUUGCUUGUCACAGUAACCUAGCUCAGUUGUUUUCGUAGCUGCAUCGCCCAUUUCGGUUUCUAAAAUGGCCUGGAAUUUCUUUUUCUCUAAGAGAUUAUGUUGCUUUUAUUUCAUCAAGAAUGUACAAUAUAGAAACUCAAGACUACAAUGAAAAAU
Molecule: messenger RNA, 1401 nt
Organism: Glycine soja
Lineage: Eukaryota; Viridiplantae; Streptophyta; Magnoliopsida; Fabales; Fabaceae
Product: probable polygalacturonase At3g15720
Exons: 9
Coding region: 53-1261 (402 amino acids)
Biological process (GO): carbohydrate metabolic process
Molecular function (GO): polygalacturonase activity
Source: RefSeq, a predicted model, not a curated record